Messenger RNA from Batrachochytrium dendrobatidis JAM81, 801 nucleotides. RefSeq lists its product as uncharacterized. The transcript is spliced from 7 exons. The record is from RefSeq and is a predicted model, not a curated record. Gene Ontology annotation, biological process: cilium assembly. Gene Ontology annotation, cellular component: motile cilium. Bases 1 to 801 code for a protein of 266 amino acids. NCBI's taxonomy places the organism in Eukaryota, Fungi, Chytridiomycota, Chytridiomycetes, Rhizophydiales.
AUGUUGGUGCCUGGAAAAGUGUCUCGACGUGUCGGCAAUUGGUGUGAAGAGUCUAUGCUGCGUGAGGAAAAACUUCGAGAGUUUCGAGAAAAAAUAGAAAAAGGGGAUAUGGGUUUUAUGAAGCGCCAGCGCAGAGCAGAAAUAUUAGACCAGCCAGUUGCUUUAUCCUCCACGUUGUUAUUUGGUGAAAACAUGACAAUCAAGAGUAUGUUUUCAAAAGGGUUUCUUACUGUAAAUACACCAGAGUGCUAUCCAGAUUUGAGUUCCAAAAACGCACUACCCGCUACAGUAUCACUAAAAGAUCAAAUGGAUGGACUGGAUUCAAAAGCACGCAUGUGUUUUCGACUCGAGAGAAAGAUCGAUCUUGGACCAGGAUAUGACAAACAACCAAGAUGGGGAGAACAUAUUUAUAUCACAAUUCACCUUCCUCAAAUUAACGCUCCUCUGUAUUUAGCAUCCAAAAUGCGUUCUAUGGCGGAUUUUAAAAGCGCUGAAAAGCAGCAAUGUUACUUUUCUUUUGAUGGGGAUUCCAACGCAGUCUGGAAAUAUGAAUGGUCGGAUGCGGAAUACCGUAUGGAGAUGGAAGGAACAAUUAUUGAACCUGGCACAGUUGGAGUUAUUACUCAUCUUCAUACUGGUAGACAACUUUAUGUUGAUUCUAGCUCUGUACUAAGGGGUGAUUUUGGUACAGAGUGGAAUGUCAAUUGCGAGGUUUAUAAGCAAACUCCAGUCAGAUCUGUGCAAAAUCCAAAUCACUGGAUGUUUGGAUUGGCCAGCCCAGCUAAAUCAAGCCAACAUUAA